Eimeria necatrix is the source of this 1986-nucleotide messenger RNA. Its product is annotated as Notchless protein homolog 1, related. Gene Ontology annotation, molecular function: protein binding. The transcript has 12 exons. The coding region runs from base 1 to 1986 and encodes 661 amino acids. The record is from RefSeq and is a predicted model, not a curated record. Gene Ontology annotation, biological process: ribosomal large subunit assembly. Lineage: Eukaryota; Apicomplexa; Conoidasida; Eucoccidiorida; Eimeriidae. Gene Ontology annotation, cellular component: nucleolus.
AUGCCGAACAGCAACAACAGCAGCAAGAAGAACGCGAGCAGCAGCAGUAGCAGCAACAGCAACAGCAGCAGCAGCAGCAGCAGCAGCAGCGGCAGUAAUAGGAACGACAGCGGCAGCAGCAGCAGCAACUGCGACAGCAGCAGCAGCAGCAGCAUCGAGAGCAGCAAGGAGACCAGCCCGGUUAGCAGCGGCAGCCUCUGCAAGAGCAGCAGCAGCAGCAGCUGCUGCACCAGCAGCAACAGCAACAGCAACAGCAGCAGCGCCAGCAACAGCAGCAGCAGCACGAUGGCGGGCCCUGCAGCAGCAGCAGCAGCAGCAGCAGCAGCAGAAUCGCGAAAGCGAAAAGCUGCAGAUACACCCGAAGUCUCCGAACUUGUGAUGCAGUUUUAUAACCAAAAAGAAGAACCCGUUGGCUGCCAGUUUUCAGUGCCCCUUGCCAUCACCAAGUCGCAGCUGGAGCAGCUGCUGCUGCAGGUGCUACGGGAAGCAGCAGCAAAUGAUGAAGAGGCUUUGGCUGCGCUGGAGGGGCGGCGCUUCUCGCUGUCCCUCAGCAGCAGCAGCAGCAGCAGCAGCAGCAGCAGCAGCAGCAGCAGCAGCAGCAGCAGCACGGAAAUAAAGGAAACCCUAGGAGCUGCUUUUGCUGCUUCCGGAGCCAAAGGAGCAGAACAAAUUUUCAAAAUCAAUUUUAGACCUCUCGCGGUUUGGCGCUUUGCAGGCCAUGAGGAAGCAAUAUUGGCGACGGCGUUCAGCCCUGAAGGCAGCAGACUGGCAACAGCAGGAGGGGAUACCACGGUUCGGCUGUGGGACCUCAACACGGAGACGCCCCUGAAAACCCUCAGAGCCCACAGCAAUUGGGUGCUUUGUGUCUCUUGGGCUCCUCACGGCCAGCUGCUUGCUUCUGCCGGAAUGGACGGCACAGUCUGCAUCUGGGACCCUGACGGGGGGGCCCUCGCGGGGGCCCCCCUGAAGGGCCACAAGCAGCCAGUGACAAGUUUGGUGUGGCAGCCGCUGCACUUAGUUGCUGCUGAAGAUGCAGCAGCAGCAGCAGCAGAAGCGGAGGCAGACGCAGCAGCAGCAGCAGCAGCAGCAGCAGCAGCAGCAGCAGCAGCAGCGGAGAAGGCGGCGCAGGCCAACGAAGCCGCCGCCGCCGCGAAAAGCCAGAAGCGCAAGAGCAACAGCAGCAGCAGCAGCACGAAGGCGCAGCCAGCAGCAGCAGCAGCAGCAGCAGCAGCAGCAGCAGCAGCAAAGGGCUCGAGCCAACGCAUUUCUGCUGCCUGGAGAAAACGCCUCGGGUUUGCGCUGCCGAGCCUCCUCUUGGCGAGCGGCAGCAAGGACUGCACUGUGCGGAUCUGGCGAACGGGGCAGCAGCAAGCGCUGAGGGUUUUGAGUUUUCAUACUCAGCCUGUUACUCAAGUAAAGUGGUCUGGCGGCCCCCAAGGGCAUGCACACUGGGUGAACACUCUGGCCCUGAACUCCGAUGCGGUGCUGCGCCGGGGCCCCUUCGACAACCGGGGGCAGCAGCAGGCUUUUACUUCCUUCGCAGAAAUGAAGGACGCUGCGGAAAAGAACUUUAAUACAUUUAUUAAAGAGUGCGGCGAGGAGGCCCUGCUCUCCGGCUCAGAUGACUCAACUCUUAUCCUCCGCAGGCUAAAGCCCAACGGGUCUUUUGAGGAAGUGGGGCGGAUGACGGGGCAUCAGAAGCUCAUCAACUGCGUAGGGCUGUGGAACGGGACCACUGGCCAGUACAUGGCCACUUUGAGGGGCCACGUGGGGCCUGUCUACCAGCUGGCCUGGGCCGCAGACAGCCGUUUGCUGCUGUCAGGCAGCGGCGACAGCACUUUGAAAGUGUGGGACGCGGAGCAGCAGCAACUCAAAGAAGACCUCCCCGGCCACGCCGACGAAGUCUACGCCCUCGACUGGGCGCCCGCUGGAGGCGCAGCAGCUUCGGGGGGCAAAGACCGCAUGCUGAGGAUUUGGAGGCACUGA